UUCAUUUUCCCAAUGAGCAUCUGCGCUCGAGUCCCCCGAAACAAAGUGACACCUCAUCCUUCCAGCAAGCAGACAAGAUGGGGGAAGUGAAAAUCCCCAGACAAAUGUUUUUGUGGAGUAUUGCCGUCAUUUACGUGUGUGCUUUUGCAUCUAUCUACGUUCAGAUACCAGGUUUGUAUGGAGAUGAGGGUAUUGUCCCUGUCCGCCUACUGAUGCCCCGGGUGCAGCGGCCCCUGCUGGAACAGCUUCAGGCCUCCCCAUCCCUGCUGUGGUUGGGGCCAUCUCUGGGACUGGAGCCCCAGCAGGCCCUGGAGCUCAUCUGCCUGCUCGGGGUGGUGCUAGGCAUGUGUGCUGUGCUACUGGGGCCACUGAGAGACAGUCUGACCUUCUUCUGCCUGUGGGCCCUCUACCUCUCACUCUAUAAUGUUGGGGGGGACUUCCUUCGCUCUGAAUGGGAUAUGCUGCUGUUGGAGGUGGGGUUUCUGGCUGUGCUUGUAGCUCCUCUUGGUUUACUGCGGGGUCGUUCCUUUAACGGGUACCAUGACCCUGUGACCUUUUGGUUGACCCGCUGGCUGUUGUUCCGGCUUACCUUCUGCACAGGUGUGAUUAAGCUGGCCAGUGGCGACCCUGCCUGGUGGAAGCUCUCAGCUUUGAGUCAUCAUUUUGAGAACCAGAUAAGUCCCACACCUUUGGCCUGGUAUGCCCGUCAGCUCCCUGAUUGGCUGUUGAAGUUUGGAGCAGUGGCUCUGUUACAGUGUGAGAUUGUAGUUCCUCUUCUGACGUUCUUUGCUCCCAUUCGCCGUUUGAGACUUUUUGGCUUUUAUGUUCAGAUAUUUCUCCAGCUCUGUCACAUCCUAACGGGCAACUGCAGUCUUCUGAAUCUGCUGACCAUCGCCCUGAGCUUCUCAUUAUUGGACGAUGAUCACUUCAACUCUAGUGUUGGUCCAAAGAAAAAGAAGAAAGCCAAGAGCUUGACACUUUGGUCUUUGGUCUCUCUCUUGGCAUUGCUGGUGGAGUUGGCUGUGUACGCCUUGAUCUUGUAUAGUGAAGUUAAACUUUUUAACCUGCAGAUUAACUGGGAACAUAAAACUUUGUCAUCCACAACAGAUUUCACUCGAAAGGACUUUGAUGAGUUCCUGCAGUUUGUUCAUUUGCCCACUAUCUGGGUUGGGGUGCUUUCUUUCACUUGGGAAGCAGUGGCAGCCAUGCUUAAGUGUGUGUGCACACAAGGCAUUCUUGGCAAGUUUUGGUCCCUUAUCCAGUGGGCAGUCAUCAUGACAGCCUCUAUAGGUGUAUUCACCCUCAGUAUGGUUCCAUAUGCAGCCAUAACCGGAAUAACACUGCUGCCUGAAGUGAGAGAUGUUUACAGCACUGUGGAGAGGCUCCAGUUGGUUGGGGCCUAUGGCAUCCAGCAUAGAAUGACAUCUACUGAGGGCAGGCCUGAGAUCAUUUUAGAGGGCAGCUAUGAUGGCCUGACAUGGAAGGAAAUAAACCUCAUGUAUAAGACAGGAAAUGUGAAUGUAGCCCCAGCCAUAUCUGGACCCCACCAGCCGCGGCUAGAGUGGUUGAUGUGGCAGGCCGCUCAGGAUGGGCAUGAUCAAAGUCCCUGGUUUACAGGUCUUGUUCAGCGCCUCCUAGAGGGGAAACCAGAGGUGGUUAGUCUGCUUCAGGUAGAUGAAACGCAGUACCCCUUUAGUAAGAAACCACCAGCCCUCAUAAAAGCCAAGCUUUACAACUACCACUUCACAUACCCUGUGAAAGACAAGUCCCGCCGGCAUGACUGGUGGAAGAGGCAGUACACAGGGGAGUUUUUUCCUAUUGUUAACCUUGGUGACACAACUCUAGUCAAAAUGUUGGAGGAGUCUGGACUGACGGAAAAGUUCCCAGUUCAGCCCAGCUCAGACACGCCUGUAUCCCAAGUCCUAAGCCACAUUCGGGGUCACCUGAAAGGCUUCUCGGGGCCCCUGCUGCUGUCAACUCUGUUGGCUACUUUAGCCAGUAUCUUCCUCGUCAAAGCCGCCUUCUCCUGUGCUUUAGGGGGCCGAAAGCCCAAAUCAGCUACAGCUGAUCACAAGACUAAGAAAUCCAAAGAGCCCUCUGAGCCCUCCACGUCCAACCGGUACAACAGGAAGGACAACACAGAGGGCAGGAAGUUGGACUCAGAAAAGAGCCCCCGCAGGAGGAAAUGAGAUGUCACUUUGUGCCUUUAUGUUUGGCCAGAUGCGACGAUACAUGUUGCUAUCUCAGGUGUACAUUUUUCUAAGAUUAAUUCUUUGAUUUUCAUUUGUGUCUCACCUCAGAUUUGAGUGUUUACCACUACAAUGUUUUAUAGCAAAGUUCCUCCAUCUCAUUGUGUCAAAACCAUGAAGUAAACUGACAGUACACGCGGUACUUGAUAUAACUGGCUUUGAAUGCUAACAGCCAAUUUUUAAGAUCUGUUACACCCAUCUUUAUACACAGUGGAUGUCACAAAUACCAUUUUAUUCAUUAAAAGGUUGAUACAUUA
This is a messenger RNA of Myxocyprinus asiaticus (Chinese sucker), 2506 nucleotides long. Its product is annotated as lipase maturation factor 2-like. Gene Ontology annotation, cellular component: endoplasmic reticulum membrane. Gene Ontology annotation, biological process: protein maturation. NCBI's taxonomy places the organism in Eukaryota, Metazoa, Chordata, Actinopteri, Cypriniformes, Catostomidae. The transcript has 14 exons. The coding region runs from base 78 to 2189 and encodes 703 amino acids. The record is from RefSeq and is a predicted model, not a curated record.